Coccinella septempunctata (seven-spotted ladybird) is the source of this 1874-nucleotide messenger RNA. It is a transcript of the gene DCTN4-p62, whose product is annotated as dynactin subunit 4. The record is from RefSeq and is a predicted model, not a curated record. The transcript is spliced from 9 exons. Gene Ontology annotation, cellular component: dynactin complex. NCBI's taxonomy places the organism in Eukaryota, Metazoa, Arthropoda, Insecta, Coleoptera, Coccinellidae. Bases 209 to 1744 code for a protein of 511 amino acids.
GAAGGAUUCGUCAACUUCAUAAUUUUCAUUUCUUAACUUGUUCUCUUGUAGAGCUUUCUAAAAUAAUGCAUUGAUUAAUCUUGAGUUCAAUGAAAUAAUCAAUAUUUUUCAAUAUUGGAGAUGGCAGAGUUCAGACGACAACCAGGGACAACAACAGUUGGUCCAUGUUGUUAGGCAGAUAUAAAUACAGUUUUUGUCUCUGGGCAAAAUGUCAGCCGGUUAUUUGGAUAUUGAUUGUGUCAAAUAUCCUUGUAGUUGUGGCCACUUGAAAACACUACAACAAUUAUUCUUUUGUCGAUACUGCUCUCAACUUAGGUGUUCUUUUUGUGUAACCCAUGAGGUAGACUCUCAUUAUUGUGGAAAAUGUUGUGAAAAUCUCCCUUCUGCUGAAGCUAAGUUGAAAAAAAAUAGAUGUGUCAAUUGCUUUGUUUGCCCUAGUUGUUAUCAUGAGCUAUCAACUCGAGUUGCUACUAAAACAAGUGCAGAAGAACUCAAGUCUUAUAAAAGAUCAUAUUACUUAUCCUGUCUGUGUUGUCGGUGGAGUUCAAGAGAUAUAGGUCUGCCAGAUCAAGCAGCAGCUACUGGCUCAUGGCCUAAGAGAGAAAGUGUACAUGCAAAUCGCAUCCAGGAUAUCAUAAACAUGCAUAGAGGAAUUCAGGAGAAAGAAAAGUUGGAAAAAGAAUUCUUCAAAAAAAAACAGAAGGAAAAGAUUAUUUCUUAUACUGAUAAAACUGGUAUCACUGCAGCAGCUUUGAGAAAGAGAAUUGGACUACCAGAAGAUAAACCCCUAAUGAAGCCUAAAAAUACAGUCAAAAUGGUGACUCCCUCUAUAGCAGAAGAAAAUAUCUACGAUUUCAACGAGGAUAUUUUAACGAAAGCUAUAAAUAUAAUGGAAUUAACAAGUAUGGAGCAAAGAUUACUUCAGCCAGAUCUUCAACCUUCAGAGUUGAGCAAGAUUUACCCUAUUCAAAAGAUGCUUUCAAUCAAGCGUGUUUUAAGAUGUAGGAGUUGUGAUCAUAAUGUUAGCAAACCUGAGUAUAAUCCCAACUCCAUCAAAUUUAAAAUACAGCUGUUUGCAUUGUAUCAUGUUCCCGAAAUACGUAUAGUUACGGUAGAACCUUUGAGGGCUGGUAAACCUUGUGAAUUAAUUCUCAAAUUUACAAAUCCAACGCAACAUCAAAUGGCAGUUGCAUUAUUUUCAUAUGAUACAGUGAUUGAAACAACCAAUAAUCCCAUUAUAGAUGUUGAUAGUCCCAAAAGAGAAGAGCAAUCUUCUGAAGAAAGUGAUAAAUCAUUAACACCCACAAAGAGGAGAAUACCUAGUGGAAUUAAAUAUGUUUCGAUGAUGGAAGAUGUUGCUGCAACUCAGGUUUCUCGGGUUGGCCGCAUUGUUCCUCCAAGGCCUAUUGAUGCAGUUAUAAAUUGUUCAACAGAGUUUUCCUCUAGUAAUUUCUUACUUCCUCCAAGAGAUGAUGCUGCUGAAUACGAUGAUUUUAAUGAAAACCAAAAUAUUCAAGAUGAUAAGAAGUUGAUAAUAUGGAGGAAGUCAAAUAAGGCAUAUGUGAAGUUUAUUGUGAAACCCCAUGAAGAUAUCCCUAUAGGCACACCAAUUAUUGCUGGACUAACAAUUUCCCAUGUCCACACAAAUAUAACUGGUCCUCCUAUUGAAAAUAAAAAACUUCAGAAAACAGAACAUAAAUGCAAAGUAGUUUUGAAUAUUGGUAAUUCUGUAGGGUCUGACUAAUGUUAUGACAACAACUCAAUCCAUCAAAUUUUUAAAUAUAGGAAUAUUUAAUAUAUCUGCAACUAACACAGCUUUUUAUAACCAAUGUAUUACAUUAGGUAGUAUUAAAUAAAUAUAUUAUGUUGUCUAA